This is a messenger RNA of Hevea brasiliensis (rubber tree), 1132 nucleotides long. Its product is annotated as AT-hook motif nuclear-localized protein 17-like. The transcript has a single exon. The coding region runs from base 51 to 902 and encodes 283 amino acids. Gene Ontology annotation, molecular function: minor groove of adenine-thymine-rich DNA binding; DNA-binding transcription factor activity. Gene Ontology annotation, cellular component: nucleus. The record is from RefSeq and is a predicted model, not a curated record. NCBI's taxonomy places the organism in Eukaryota, Viridiplantae, Streptophyta, Magnoliopsida, Malpighiales, Euphorbiaceae.
UUCUUUCUCUAUUUAAAAAUCGAAGUGACAUACCUCAAGGAAAAAAAAAAAUGGCUGACUAUGGCACUACUAUCUCUCUAUCAAGAGAGCUUUCUCACACCUCCGAUGACUCUUCCUCCGACCACAGUCCCCGGAGCGUGCCCACAGCACUCUCCACACCUCCAUCAUCCUCCUCCAAACGACGAACCCCUAACAAGCCCUCGCCCGACAAUCACCAAUGCAUUCGAUCGAUGCUGGAGGUUCAGAGAAAGCCUAGAGGCAGACCUCCUGGCUCCAAGAACAAGCCUAAGCCACCCAUUAUCAUCACCAAAGACAGUGAAUCCGCCAUGAAGCCAGCUAUCCUCGAGAUCUCCGCUGGCUCCGAUAUCAUCGACUCCAUCAUCAGCUUCGCGCGUAGGAACCACUCUGGUAUCAGUAUCAUGAGUGCCACUGGCUCGGUCUCCAAUGUCACGCUCCGCCAGCCAAUCCCUCACGCACCAUCUCUCUCUUUACAUGGACCCUUUAACUUGCUUGCACUAUCGGGCUCGUUUCUUGGUUCCCUUGCACCAAAACAGUGCUCUUCUUCUGGUUCUAGCUCUUUGCAUUCUUCUUCUUGUUUUGGGAUAACUCUUGCAGGGGCACAAGGACAGGUAUUCGGAGGAAUUAUCGCCGGGAAGGUGUUAGCUGCAAGUCUGGUGGUGGUAGUUGCCGCCACUUUCUUGAACCCUACGUUUCACAGGCUGCCAAUCAGUGAUAAUGAUGAGGCUGUGGAGACUAAGCCUAGUGUUGGUGGCCCUGCAAAUGAGUCUUGUAUUAGUACUGGCAUGUCCAUGGCUGUUCAUGGUGUGGCCAACCCAACCCCAAUCAAUUGCCAGAUGUCUCCUGAUGUUAUGCAUUGGGGUCCUCCUCGGCCUCAUUACUAAGAAAAGUGAUCAAUAAAGUAGCCAAAGAUUUUAGAUGCAAAUUUGAUUUAAUUGGACAGUCCUCCUUUAGUUUUCGGAUUUGCAUUGUCUAGAACUUGAGAAAUUUUAUAAUUGCUCCUAGAACUGCAGGGAACUAUUUUGGUUUGCAUAUCUUAAUGUUUUUAUCCAAAUAACUCAUUUAUGUAUUCUUUGGACAGCCUCUGUUUGGGGGUUUUGUUUCUUGUUUCUGA